This is a messenger RNA of Fusarium venenatum, 1542 nucleotides long. RefSeq names its product FAD dependent oxidoreductase. Gene Ontology annotation, cellular component: cytoplasm. Gene Ontology annotation, molecular function: oxidoreductase activity. NCBI's taxonomy places the organism in Eukaryota, Fungi, Ascomycota, Sordariomycetes, Hypocreales, Nectriaceae. The record is from RefSeq and is a predicted model, not a curated record.
AUGACAGGACCUCUAUCAACUUCUGUUAGCGAUGGCAUACAAUAUAGUUCGUCAAUGGCUAAAUUCCUGGGCAAUGUGUCAAGAGCAAUCCUGAAAGAUCCCGGCUUACCGCAUCCGAAUCCUACAGUAUCGGCGUGGCAGGUUCCGGCCCAUCCCAUAGUGUCAUCCAUUCAGUCUACAGAGCUUCCAGAGUAUACUGACUUUGUUGUUAUCGGGUCCGGGAUUACAGGAUGCAGCGUUACUAAAGCCCUGCUAGAGCAUGGAGCCACCCAAGAUUCUCACGUUACAGUGUUAGAAGCGCGUACACUUGUGAGUGGCGCUACUGGGAGAAACGGUGGACAUCUCGUGACUGCUGCUGGUCAUACAUUUGGCCCUUUAGCUAAACAACAUGGGAUCGAAGCUGCAAAGCAAAUCACACGCUUUAGUAUAUUGAACAUACAGAAUAUGAUCGACAUGGUCAAGGCAAUGGAUAAGGCAGUACAGGAUGAUUGCCAGAUCAGAGAUGUCCGAAAGGUCAUGGCCGUUGGAGACGACGAAACGUGGACAGCUGCGAGAAACUCAGUUUUAGCCUUCCAGAGAAAUGUGCCUGAGUGUGAAGGUUACCAUCGUAUUGUCGAUGCGGAUGAAGUGCCUGAGAGAUGGAAUAUCCAGGGAGCAUCUGGAGCCAUUGAACACGAUGCUGGAGCCAUCUGGCCCUACCGUCUUUUGACCGGUAUUUAUCAGCGGCUACUGGCACAAUUUCCAAACAGGCUCGCCAUUGAGACUCAUACCCCAGUUACCGAAGUCGAAUUCUUGGGGAAUGCUGGGUAUCCAUAUACAGUAACCACAUGUCGCGGGACUAUCAAAGCCAAAAAGGUCAUUCACUGCACGAAUGGACAUGCAUCCCAUUUGCUUCCCCGGCUUUCCGGAAGGAUAUAUCCGUUUAGGGGAACAAUGUCGGUUCACAAGCCUGGCCCGGAGCUUGCAAACGUCGGUGCAUCCAGAUCCUGGAGUCUUUCCCAUAAGCCAACGCUUGACAUCAAAACUGGGUUGUACACCACUGGCCUUUACUAUCUCCAGCAAAAUGCUCUGACAGGACGAAUCUGGAUUGGAAACGAAACUGCAUAUAUGUCAGAUAUUCUAACUGCCGAUGACACAUACGUACCUGAAGCAGCUGUACAAGCUCUUUCCACAGUUCUCCCAAAGUUCUUCAUCAGAGGCUGGGGCUCUGAGUCUACUUCCGAGAUUGAAUCAAUAUGGUCCGGUAUUCAGGGCCAUACUGCAGACGGAUUACCUGUCGUUGGUCAGGUUCCUGCUACUGUCACCGGGAACGAAGAAGAUCAAGGGCAAUGGAUCGCAGCUGGAUUCAACGGAUAUGGCAUGGAUAAGUGUUGGUUGACUGGUGAAGCCCUGGUCAUGAUGAUGUUGGGGGAGGAUGUUAGUGGUUGGUUCCCCCAGUGCUAUCGAAUUACUGAGGAUCGGCUCCAGAGUCAGCUCACAGCCGAGGCCACAGUGACUAAGUUCGCCAGCUUGGCCUUAGAACCGUUAGACGCAAAGCUUUGA